GAGAAUUAUGGAAAGCGAAGCGGGAAUGAUGAGCAUGGCUGGCUUUGAUGAUCCUCUGAGUCCGACGCACCUGACAGGGUUGGGAAUGAGCUGCCUUCUCUCGCCAAAGUACAGAGACUUAGGGCCGGGCCUCACCUGUCUUCAUACGUACAACCAGUGGUUGCCUUUCCGCCAUGAUGCUAGCCUCCUGCCCAUGAAAGAAGAUCUGGCCCUCUGGCUCAACUCUAUUAUGGGGUUGAACCUCACUGCAGACAGUUUGAUGGAAAAGUUGGAUAAUGGUGUUCUCCUCUGUCAGCUGGCACAAAUGCUCCAAGAGAAGAUGAUCCUCACCAGCAGCAACAAGGCCUUUGUCAGAAGAGUGAUCCACUGGCGAGCUGAUGCAACUUCUGGAUCCUUUUUUGCCAGAGACAAUACUGCCAACUUCCUCUACUGGUGUCGAAAGAUUGGAGUUGAUGAGGCAUACCUUUUUGAGUCUGAGGAUCUGGUCCUACACAAGCAGCCUUGGGAGGUGUGCCUCUGCCUGAUGGAGCUGGGACGCAUUGCAGCCAGGUACGGAGUGGAGCCACCAGGCCUGGUGAAACUGGAAAAAGAGAUAGAAAGAGAGGAGGCUGGGUGCUUAUCUCCAUCAUCUCCUCUCUGCUUUUUUUAUCCAGCAUCAUUGUACUCACCACCACCAACAUUGCCCCUUCCCUCAACCCCUUCCCCUCCUCAUUCACUUGCCCCCCUCACUUCGAACACAACCUGUGUGCUUGAACCUCUCACUACCUCCUUUGCCUCUGAUCUUCCAUCAGCCACCACAGACCCUCUGCCUACAGGCUCGCCCCCUCCCCAGCCCCUCCUCUUAGCUUCUAGCCUUUGUACAAGCGCAGCCUCAACACAACCCUCUUUGUUCUCCUCAUCUUGCACCACUGACACAUCUGCUUCCGCUCUGCUGUCAGCGCCCCUAACAGACCAAACUCUGGGAUCCUCUGCUGAAGUCUGCCCAGCCACAGAAAACAAACAGACUCCCAAAGUCUGCAAAACUGCCACACCCUCCCAACCAGCAACACAAACUCCUCGUUCUUCCAACAAGUCCAGAAGCAGAAGGAGCGUCAGCACAAGCAUUUUGGAUGACAUUGUAAGAAGCAUCAUUGAAAAUCCUCCCUGCAGCUGCCCCACAAGGUUCCCUGUUGAGAAGCAGCCAAAAGGCUGCUACCGUGUAGGGGACAAGGUUCUGUAUUUACGGAUGCUGAAUGAGCGUCAUGUCAUGGUUCGUGUUGGCGGUGGGUGGGACACUUUCAUAGGUUACCUGCAGAAACACGACCCCUGCAGAGGCGAGGGAGGGGUGGGAAGAGGGACGCCGGCAAGGCCUGAGGUCAGGGUCUGUCAGGACAAAUUAAAACCCGCCGGCUUGAAUGUUUCAACAGGAAAUUAUAUGGUGGUUGGUGUUCACCAUAGGGGAAAGAAAUAGAGUCUCAAAAAGUUAUUUUAAUAAAACAGUUUGAACCUCUUUUCCCCCACUGUUUAAAGCCAAAAUUCCCCUUUUUUUAUUCAUCACUGACACAGAUGACUGUCCUUUCAGGAUAGCUGAGAUGAUUUUUCUUAAGAACCUCUUUUACUAACUUAAGAAUUUGAAUAGUCAUUGAAUCUGUGCUCCUUUUUUAUGAGAAAAUGCCAUAAACUAGCUAACUUCAAUAUUUCUACUAACUGUUUUUACUUUUACAUUGAAUAAUAAAGCAGAACACCUUGAGAAGUCAGGGAUAAACAUUGAAAUACCGUAGCUGCUUGCUGGAGUACUAGCUAUGUCUGUAGCAGUAGCCAUGAUGACCUGGAUGAUCUGAAGUAUUACGAUUGAGGAACUGAUUAAAAUAAACCAAAAAUAAUCUAGGAUCAGUUAUAUAUUUCAAUAAUAACUAAUAUGUUUAUGUAUGAAUGCAAACUGUUCUUCUUCUUACUGUAAAUUGAAUCCUGCUAAAUGUUGGAGUAAGUAACCAAUAGAUGGUUAAAUCUAAUAGUUCCAUGUGUUUGUCUUUCUGUUGUUUACAGAAUAAGGGGUUAAAAACGAGGGAUAACUCUUUUUUAUUGACUGUUUAAUAUGACAAGGCAAACAUUAUUUAAAUUUCUAUUAGGGCAUAAAUAUUAGUGUGAUUACAACAUCACUAGAGACAGCUCCAUGACAACAUGAUAACAGAUCUGCAGCAGUAAGACAACAAGCAUGAUAAAAAUCAAAGCUGAUUGCCUUGUACAUUAUUCUGCUGAAAAAUCAUGUCUUUUUUUGAUCAACCUACAUUCCAGUUUUUGUUUUUAUUGUUCUAAACUUUGUAGAUUCAGAAUCUAUCAAACCUCAAAAGUGUUCUUCCUUUGAAUUUACUUCUUUUCUCUUAUGAACUCUUCUUUAAAGUAGAUUUGGUUUGUGUCUAUUCUUUUGUUUGAUGUUAUUAUUUGGAUAUGACCAAAAGAUUAGUCUGAACAUUAAGAAGUUUACUUUUGAUGCCAUUAUUAACCUGCUCGAAU
Molecule: messenger RNA, 2493 nt
Organism: Xiphophorus maculatus (southern platyfish)
Lineage: Eukaryota; Metazoa; Chordata; Actinopteri; Cyprinodontiformes; Poeciliidae
Gene: gas2b
Product: growth arrest-specific protein 2-like
Exons: 7
Coding region: 8-1450 (480 amino acids)
Biological process (GO): actin crosslink formation
Cellular component (GO): actin filament
Molecular function (GO): microtubule binding; cytoskeletal adaptor activity; actin filament binding
Source: RefSeq, a predicted model, not a curated record